Messenger RNA from Blastomyces dermatitidis ER-3, 1947 nucleotides. RefSeq names its product endosomal integral membrane protein. Gene Ontology annotation, cellular component: endosome; fungal-type vacuole membrane. NCBI's taxonomy places the organism in Eukaryota, Fungi, Ascomycota, Eurotiomycetes, Onygenales, Ajellomycetaceae. The transcript is spliced from 4 exons. The record is from RefSeq and is a predicted model, not a curated record. Gene Ontology annotation, biological process: vacuolar transport; protein localization to membrane. The coding region runs from base 1 to 1947 and encodes 648 amino acids.
AUGUUGUGUUCUAAGAAGCUGCAGCUUCUCUCCUGCGCCGUCCUCCUUUCUCCGCAGUUUACCUCCGCCUUCUAUCUGCCAGGUGUCGCUCCAACAUCAUACGACCAAGGACAGCUAGUCCCGCUUCACGUUAAUCGCAUUACCCCUGCGAUAUCUGAGCUUGAUGAACAGCUUCAUUCCGUCAUCCCCUACGACUAUUAUCAUCCUGCUUUCCAUUUUUGCCGGCCAAAAGAUGGCCCGAAAUACGUUCGGGAGUCGCUCGGCAGCAUUGUAUUUGGGGACCGUAUCCGCACCUCUCCCUUCGAUCUACAUAUGGCCAAGAAUGAAACUUGCAAGCCAUUAUGUUCUGACGUGACAUUUGACCCUAAGAGUAGCAAGUUCGUUAAUCGCCUGAUAUGGCAGCACUAUAAUAUUAACUGGUUGAUCGACGGACUCCCCGCCGCUCAGAUCAAUAUCGACGAGCAAACCGGAACCGAAUUCUAUAGCCCCGGAUUCACCCUAGGUUCGGUGGACGAUGACGGCCAAGCAAUUCUCAACAACCACUAUAACAUUUUAAUAGAUUAUCACACAGUUAGCGGCUUGGGGAAGGAAAUCAAAUACCGGGUUGUUGGUGUUCUAGUUCUCCCGGAAUCGCACAAGAAUAGCAAAAUUGUGGAUGGGAAGGCAGAAUGCGACCUAGACGGACCUCCCGUUGUUCUCGAUGAGGAAGAGGAUACCACAAUUGCGUGGACAUACAGCGUGUUCUGGAGGGAAUCUCCAACCGUGUGGGCAACCCGCUGGGACAAAUAUCUUCACGUCUUCGACCCGAAUGUUCAUUGGUACUCGCUCAUCUACUCUGCCGUAUUCGUUGUCUUGCUUGUCGCCUUGGUGAGCUCUAUUUUGCUCCGCGCUUUAAGAAAAGACAUUGCGAGAUAUAACAGGUUGAAUAUGAUCACUUUGGACGACUUGAAUGACACCUCUGCAACUGUCGAGGAUGGAAUUCAGGAGGAUUCUGGGUGGAAGCUAGUCCACGGAGACGUGUUCCGUUGCCCAAAGCACCCUCUUCUCCUCAGCGUAUUCUUGGGGAAUGGUGCACAGCUGUUUGUGAUGACCGGGAUCACAGUCCUUUUUGCGCUCCUCGGAUUACUUUCCCCUUCAAAUCGUGGAUUCCUAGGGACAAUAAUAUUGAUCCUUUAUACUUUCCUCGGAUUUAUUGGUGGCUACGUCGCUGCGAGGGCAUACAAAUCAUUUGGCGGCGAAGCAUGGAAGAAACUCAUAGUUCUCACACCAGUUCUAACUCCUGGAAUUGCCUUCUCAACAUUUUUCUUUUUGAACCUCUUCGUCUGGUUCAAGGGAUCCAGCGGCGCUGUACCGUUCACAACCAUGCUCAUCACCGUUUUGAUAUGGUUUGUUAUCAGCGUUCCUCUUAGUGUCGCCGGUAGCUGGGUCGGAUUGAAGCAGCGAGCUAUCGAAGGCCCGACCAGAACGAACCAAAUCCCACGCCAAAUCCCACCAGUGGGUGGCUCCCUCCGCCCCAUCCCAUCAACACUUAUUACAGGCCUCCUCCCAUUUGCCGCCAUCUUCGUUGAACUUUACUUUAUCAUGCAUUCCCUCUGGACGAGUAAAAUCUACUAUAUGUUUGGGUUCCUCUUCCUCUGCUACGGCCUCAUGAUCAUUACCUCAGCGGCAACGACAGUUCUGCUCGUGUAUUUCCUCUUGUGUGCCGAGGAUUACCGAUGGCACUGGCGGGCGUUUAUUGGUGCGGGGAUGACUGGCGGUUACGUAUUUUUGAACGCCCUGGUCUUCUGGGCAACCCGUGUGAGCUUUGGCGGGUUGACAGGUGCAGUAUUGUAUUUGGGAUAUUCGGCUCUGAUAGCAUUUUUAGUAUUUAUUUUAACUGGAUCCAUUGGUCUAAUUGCAAGCUGGAUGUUCGUCCAACGCAUUUAUCGAUCUAUCAAGGUUGAUUAA